Messenger RNA from Mizuhopecten yessoensis (Yesso scallop), 3044 nucleotides. Its product is annotated as transcription factor Sp5-like. Gene Ontology annotation, molecular function: DNA-binding transcription factor activity, RNA polymerase II-specific; RNA polymerase II cis-regulatory region sequence-specific DNA binding. NCBI's taxonomy places the organism in Eukaryota, Metazoa, Mollusca, Bivalvia, Pectinida, Pectinidae. The coding region runs from base 496 to 1659 and encodes 387 amino acids. The transcript is spliced from 2 exons. Gene Ontology annotation, biological process: regulation of transcription by RNA polymerase II. The record is from RefSeq and is a predicted model, not a curated record.
AUUACUUUCCCGCCCUCCACAACCCAGCUAAUACCAACAUAUAAUCGCUACUAUUAUCUGUGUCAACAAACCAAGCUUUAGAACUACGUAGACUGAAUGGAUUUAAUUUCCUUUUAAACUACCCGGCUAUUGAUUCCAAUUGGUUGGCGGCGAACUUCAAAGGGACGGCAAACUUACGCGAUUGGCGGGCGGUAAUUCCAAAGAGGUUUCAGUAUGGGAUAGAAAUCGGAAUCUUCUCAAGAAAAACGUUAACUUUAUAAAGAACUUUAACAGUGGAGGGUGGAGAUCUGUGUGCGACUUAACACUUCUCAGUCAAUGUAUCAUACUUGACGGAUAUUACUAGCAGUACGCAGGAGUGUUCACAGAGAUUUUUACGUAAGGCGACAAAAAACGAGUCUAGUUGGAAGUACUGUAUAGCUCCUUCUGUAGGACCACCGUCGUAGAUCGGAUGUUUAAACUAAGAUAUCUGGCGGUCUGUAACUACUCGAAACCAACAUGGCAACAGCUAUAGCCGCUCCACGUCCUUUACACUUUCACCAGCACACAACCAUGGCGGGUAUGAAUAUGAAGAUGUCGAUGAGAAAUGUCCCCGAAGUUACUCCUGGUAAUUUUCUUAGAUUAUGUGCACCGGAAGUGCACAGACCAACACCUAGCCUUCCCCAUCCCACAUGGCGACCAUCACCGGAAGUACAUAUUCAAGAAAUUAUGUCAUCGUCAUUACGUACGCCUCUGCAUCCGCUACAGCACAUGCGCCAACAACAGGAACUAGCUAUGCAAGCCAGACAGCAAGAGCAGUUACAAUGUGAACAGUUUAACUUUGAACUUCACCAAGCUCGUCUUAUUCAGCAAAAUGUCUUAGCAACUGGAAGACAGUUUUUACCCACACCUUCGACAAUGUCGAUACCCCCCUCCAUGGGAAAUUCCCCAAUAUCACCUCCAGUGACUUUGGUGCAACAGCAAUGUAACACUCCGAAGCAAUUGUCCCCAGCACCGGCAGCUGAGGCGGACAUUCCUUGGUGGAGUGUACAAACUAGCGCUACACCGGUUCCGCCGGAUGUUAAACCAGAAAUUCACUCCCACUUCCUAUACGCGCAGCAGGCAGGGGGCGUGGCCGAUCUUCAGUACCACGCCCACAUCGCCUCUGUUAUGCAUGGAAUGAAGUCAGCAAUAACCCCGACUCGACGGUGCAGGCGUUGCAGAUGUCCCAAUUGUCAAAAUUCGAAAAACUCUGACAAUCCCGCUAAAAAGAAACAACACAUUUGUCACAUUCCGGGUUGUGGAAAAGUGUACGGGAAAACAUCGCAUUUGAAAGCUCACCUCCGCUGGCAUUCUGGGGAGAGGCCAUUUGUAUGUAAUUGGUUGUUCUGUGGAAAAAGUUUCACGCGAUCCGACGAACUACAGCGUCAUCUUCGAACGCACACGGGAGAAAAAAGGUUUGGCUGCCCGGAGUGUGGAAAGCGAUUCAUGCGCAGUGAUCAUUUGAGCAAACACGUAAAAACACACGAAAACAAAAAGUUAAAACAAACAUCAGUCGAUUCAGGCGAGGAUGCGUGCACUAUCGAUAGUGACGAUGAAGAUAUUGAUGUGGAUGGCCUGGACGAUGAUUCUGACGUCAUGGAUGAAAAUAUCGAUAUAUCUUGCGACUAUCCUCCGAACUGACCUUCUAAGGGAGAUUAUUAGAACUGUGAUAUUCGUUUAAGUGCUUUCAUUACUUUUUUCUUCUUUCAGUAAUUCUGUAUGUUUAUAAGAUCUCUAAUCAUUCAAAAUGUGCAUGCGUAUUUAGAUGACUGUAGUGACUUUAUUUUAACGUGAUUACUUAUUAAGUGCAUGACACCGUUAUAGUGCUGGAAGAUUUUACUAGAAGACAAAUUUACAAGUUCAGAGAAUUUUGUGCUUUAAAAAUAAUCGUUUUCAUUUUAAAGGGUUGUGUGGUAUUUAUAUAUACAAAUGUGUGAGUAUGCAGUCGCCAUUCGUUGUAACGAUCUGAAAUACCUUGAAUUUCGCAGCCAUUUGUUGUUAAACAUUAUAACUCGGAUAACUCGAAGUAUCUCAACAUUUAUCUGGAAUAACUAUAGGUACCUUUUAUCUCAGAUAUCUGUAGUAUACUGUUAUCUCAGAUAUCUGUAGUAUCUUUUUAUCUCAGAUAUCUGAAAUAUCCAUUUAUCUCAGAUAUCUGUUAUCUUUUAUCUCAGAUAUCUGUAGUAUACGUUUAUCUUGGAUAUCUGUAGUAUACUUCUAUCUAAGAUAUUUGUAGUAUCCUUUUAUCUCAGAUAUCUGUAGUAUACGUUUAUCUCAGAUAUCUGUAGUAUCCUUUUAUCUCAGAUAUCUGUAGUAUACAGUUAUCUCAGAUGUCUAUAGUAACCUUUUAGCUCAGAUAUCUGUAGUAUACUUUUAUCUCAGAUAUCUGUAGUAUCCUUUUAUCUCGGAUAUCUGAAAUAUUGAUUUAUCUCCGAUAUCUGUAGUAUCCUUUUAUCUCAGAUAUUUGUAGUAUAUUGUUAUCUCAGAUAUCUGUAGUAUUCUGUUAUCUCAGAUAUCUGUAGUAUACUGUUAUCUCAGAUAUCUGUAGUAUCCUUUUUCUUGGAUAUCUGUAGUAAGUUUUGUCCCAGAUAUCUGUAGUAAGUUUUAUCUCAGAUAUCUGUAGUAUACGUUUAUCUUGGAUAUCUGUAGUAACUUUUAUCCAUGAUAUCUGUAGUAUACUGUUAUUUCAGAUAUCUGUAGUAUACUGUUAUUUCAGAUAUCUGCAGUAUCCUUUUAUCUCAGAUAUCUGUAGUAAGUUUUAUCUCAGAUAUCUGUAGUAUACGUUUAUCUUGGAUAUCUGUAGUAACUUUUAUCCAUGAUAUCUGUAGUAUACUGUUAUUUUAGAUAUCUGUAGUAUACUGUUAUUUCAGAUAUCUGUAGUAUCCUUUUAUCUCAGAUAUUUGUAGUAUAUUGUUAUCUCAGAUAUCUGUAGUAUUCUGUUAUCUCAGAUAUCUGUAGUAUACUGUUAUCUCAGAUAUCUGUAGUAUCCUUUUUCUUGGAUAUCUGUAGUAAGUUUUGUCCCAGAU